This is a messenger RNA of Manis pentadactyla (Chinese pangolin), 1950 nucleotides long. RefSeq names its product transmembrane protein 199 (gene VMA12). Gene Ontology annotation, cellular component: endomembrane system. The transcript has 6 exons. The coding region runs from base 42 to 755 and encodes 237 amino acids. Gene Ontology annotation, biological process: vacuolar proton-transporting V-type ATPase complex assembly. NCBI's taxonomy places the organism in Eukaryota, Metazoa, Chordata, Mammalia, Pholidota, Manidae. The record is from RefSeq and is a predicted model, not a curated record.
AAAUCCCGGUCGGGGUCACCUGACUGUAGAGUAAGUUGGGCAUGGCGUCUUUCUUGGUAGCUGGCGAGCGGCUUGUUCGCGCUCUGGACGCCGGCGGGGAGCUGGAGCCAGAGCAACUGCCCCGCAACCUGCGGGCUGAGCUUGAGGCCGCGCUGGGGAAGAAACACAAGGGCGGUGGUCGUCCCAGUGGCCCCGCGCACCUGGUUUCCUUCCGCCUGAUUCGGGAUCUGCACCAGUACCUGAGGGAAAGGGAUUCCACACUAUACCUUCAUGAGCUCCUAGAAGGCAGUGAAAUCUACCUCCCAGAGGUUGUGAAGCCUCCCCGGAACCCAGAGUUAGUGGCCCGUCUGGAGAAGAUUAAGAUACAACUCGCCAAUGAGGAAUAUAAGCGGAUCACCCAAAAUGUCACCUGUCAGGAUUCAAGGCAUGGUGGGACUCUCAGUGACUUGGGAAAGCAAGUGAGGUCAGUGAAGGCUCUGGUCAUCACCAUCUUCAACUUCAUUGUCACGGUGGCAGCCACCUUUGUCUGCACUUACCUUGGAAGCCAGUAUAUCUUCACAGAAAUGGCCCCAAAAAGGCCGCUCUCUGCUCUCAGCCUCUUCCUCCGUCUCAGCGUACCCUGUUUUCUCUGGUGCAGCCAGGUCCGUGGAGAAAGGGGGAUGCUGGGCAGGAGGCCAGAGGAACAAGAAAUUUGGGGCCUUUCAGCUUCUCAUGGCCUGCUGUAUGGAGAGGGAGAGAGAACUGGUGUGUGUUGAGAGGUUUACGUGUCACGCACUACAUGAGGCCAUUCACCUACAUUAUUGCUUCUCACUCACAGAAUGGAGAGAAGUAUUAACCAUUCCCAUUUUUCAGGCUCAUAGAUUUUCAGAGAGUUGAAGGUUCAGGAGUAAAGCCAGAAUGCAAAUCCAGGGCAGACCUAUGGCAAGCACCAUGCUUGUCUCUCUGAAGUAGAGCAGCUCCAGAAGUGGCAGAAGCUGGGUGUCCUGGAACCAGUGGGACCAGGAGCAGGCGGUCAGAGCCCUAAGCCUUUUAAUGAACCAUCCCUCUAAUCCCAGCAAAAGCCUGGGUAAUACCUCCCACCCAGAAUCUGUGUAGAACCUGGCCCUAUUUAGGGAUUAGAUGAUGGAGAUAAAUUUCAAAAGCAAAUGGCCCCCAUCCCCAUUCAUUUGCAGUGCGUAACAAUCCAGAUGAAGGUAUAGUGUUGGGCCUUAUUUGGAGAUGAGAUGGUAUUACAGAUGACAGUGAUAAAAAACCCAAUGCUGCCACACACACACUGUGCCGCCCCAUCCUAAAUCUGUCAGGUUGUCUCCACAUUUCAGGUCACAAGGCAGCCAAUCUGAUCUUUGUGAAAAUGGAAUCAAUGUAAACCCUGGCUCCUAUUUCUACUUUAUUACUUUAAUAUCACUUCCUGUGCAGAUCCAUGGUUCUGGUUAAUUUGUCCAGGUGCUAGGAGGUCAGGAGAGGAGGCCCUGAAUUAUAAAAGGGUCAGUCCCCAGUAGUCUAGAACUAGGAUCAGCACUCUCCUCUCCUAGUUUACUUAGCAGUUAGUAGGUAAUGGCCUGAAUGUGAGGGGCAGCUACCCAUUAUUUAGAGGGAAGAGAUGGGGACCAGGCCUGGCAGGAGAGAGAGAGAACAUGGCCCCCUACCUCAUCCCCCAGAAGGCACCUCCUGCUGAGACCAUGGGCACAUGCCCCAGGAGGGGCAGGGUGCUGGGUAGUAGGAGCGGGCUGCUGUCACUCCACAGGACCCACAUCUAGAUGGCCUGGAAGAAGUGUUAGGGAGGGAUCUCUGUGCUACACUUCCUUCCAUAAGAGAAUUCCCUUGUGUAAAAGGAUGGGGAAGGGAAUCCACUUCUGAUAUGUUCAGUCCUACAGGGCAGGGUGGACUACAGGAGCCAGAGGAGGGGUCUUGCAAGUUCUGGGCCUAGAUUAGGAGUGGUCCAGGUUGGUG